AAUUUCGGCAUACUUUAUCAACGUUGCGCACAAUCCAAGUGGAGAAGUGAAGAUGAAGUGGACAGCGUUUCUUGUGGCCGCGGUGAUGGCGGCUGUGCAGGUGCAGGCCAAGGACGACCUCCCGCCUGACGCGCAGCUGCGCAUCGGCGUGAAGCACCGCCCCGAGGAGUGCACCAUGAAGAGCCAACUGGGUGACACGCUGUCCAUGCACUACACGGGCACAUUGCGCAAGGACGGCUCCAAGUUCGACUCGAGCCGGGACCGCAACCAGCCCUUCGAGUUUCCGCUCGGUGCUGGCCGCGUCAUUAAGGGCUGGGACCGAGGACUUGUGGACAUGUGCAUCGGUGAGAAGCGUCGUCUAACGAUCCCGUCGGACCUGGCCUACGGCGACCGUGGCUCGCCUCCGAAGAUCCCCGCCAAGGCGACGCUGGUUUUCGACGUUGAGCUGCUCGACAUCAAGCGCAAGACCGACGAGCUGUAGAUAAUCGGAAGUGUCCAUUACAACACUUAUCGACAGUAUAUGCAUCUUCACAGCAGAUAAGCUGGCGGAUGAUUAAAUGACAGUUUACUUAAGUGUCCAAUGUUCGGC
This is a messenger RNA of Phytophthora nicotianae INRA-310, 589 nucleotides long. Its product is annotated as FK506-binding protein 2. The record is from RefSeq and is a predicted model, not a curated record. Gene Ontology annotation, molecular function: peptidyl-prolyl cis-trans isomerase activity. Lineage: Eukaryota; Oomycota; Peronosporomycetes; Peronosporales; Peronosporaceae. Gene Ontology annotation, biological process: protein peptidyl-prolyl isomerization. The transcript has 4 exons. The coding region runs from base 53 to 481 and encodes 142 amino acids.